This is a messenger RNA of Lachancea thermotolerans CBS 6340, 2466 nucleotides long. RefSeq names its product DNA helicase (gene CHL1). Gene Ontology annotation, cellular component: nucleus. The record is from RefSeq and is a predicted model, not a curated record. Bases 1 to 2466 code for a protein of 821 amino acids. Lineage: Eukaryota; Fungi; Ascomycota; Saccharomycetes; Saccharomycetales; Saccharomycetaceae. The transcript has a single exon. Gene Ontology annotation, biological process: nucleobase-containing compound metabolic process; establishment of sister chromatid cohesion. Gene Ontology annotation, molecular function: ATP binding; DNA binding; DNA helicase activity.
AUGAAUGGGGAAGAAAAUUACGGUCACCCUUUCCAGCCUUAUGACAUCCAGCUUCAGCUCAUGCAUCAAGUGUACAACACGCUCGAAAGUGGUAAAAAAAUAGGGAUCUUCGAGAGUCCAACCGGUACCGGAAAGACGCUGUCACUGAUUUGCCCAACAGUAACCUGGCUCAGGAGGAAUAAAGCUCAUUAUAUGGGGAAGAGCAAAGAAACCUCAAGCUCCGUUGAUGGGAACCUGACUAAGAGUGAUGAUGAAAGCGACGAAGAACCUUCAUGGGUGAAGGAGGCUUUCGCAGAAUCAGUAAUCAAGGAGAAAGUCCGAGCUCUCGACGAAUACGAGAAAUAUUUGGGUUCUAAGGCAUUCAAAGCUAAAUAUUCAAGUAUUUAUCUGUCUGAAGAUAGUCCCAAGGUCAAAAGGAAGCGCAACUUACCGCACACAACAGUCGGUUUUGAGGAGAACGAGUUUUUACCUGAUGAAAAUUCAAGCCCAAGUACUGGUUGUAAAAAGUACUCCGAUGUUCAUGAUGACAAGAAAAAGAAGCUGAUCAAUGAAGUUAACGCUUUGCUUGGUAAGCUGGAUCAGGAGGCAGAAAGUAUUGACGAGGCAACGCAAACCGCACUGCCGUGUCCCAUAAAAAUUUUCUAUGCCUCAAGAACUCAUUCACAGCUGGGCCAGCUGGCCUCACAAUUGAGACUACCAAAUUUUCCUCCAUCAUUUGAAUCAAUGGAGCAUGAAAGGGUGAAGUUUGUUCCAUUGGCGUCGCGCAAGCAACUGUGUAUCAAUCCUAAAGUCUCAAAGACAUCGAGCCAAGUGAUCAACGACUACUGCAGAGAUGCAGUCAGCAAGAAGGAAUGCGUUCCCUAUACUAGGUCUAAGGAUCCAGAAAUUCUACACGCAUUUAGAGACCAUGCAUUUUAUGCUAUUCACGAUAUCGAGGACAUGGUCUCAUUAGGACGCGCCACCAGUACGUGUCCGUAUUAUGCUUUAAGGGAGUUACUGCAUGAUGGAGUUGAAGUUGUAACACUACCCUAUCAGCACCUUCUUGUUGAAAGCACGCGCGAAGCUUUGGGCGUCGAUCUCAAAGAUUCAAUAGUAAUUAUUGAUGAGGCCCAUAACCUCAUUGAUACUAUAAACGCUGUCAACUCAGCAGAGGUUAGCUUGGCGGACCUUCAAAGCAGUAAGCUUGGUAUUACAAUGUAUGAAAACAAGUUCGCAAAACGCUUGAGCCCUCACAAUCGAGUGAACUUGAAAAGAUUGCUCACUUUGGUUGAGGUUCUAAUCGUAUUUCUUCAACAAAACUACAAAAACGGUAAGGAGUUUGAAAGUCACGAAGUUUUUGAGGGAACGAAUGCCGACGUUUUGAAUAUUCACAAGCUGGAACAAUAUAUGAAAACCACAAAGAUUGCAUACAAAAUCGAUAGCUAUAUUAAAAGCCAAAAUGAGAGUGCGGAAACGGCUGCAGUGGAAAGGCAGCCUGUUCUCUUUAAAGUUGCCUCCUUUUUGAAAACCCUCUCAAAUCCUUCCUUAGAGGGUCAGUUUUUUUUUGAAAAGGGCAAAGUGAUGAAAUACAUGUUGUUGGAGCCCAGCAACAGCUUCAAAUCCAUAGUUCAUGCCGCUAGAUGCGUACUACUUGCGGGCGGUACUAUGGAGCCGAUCUCAGACUUCACCAGAGACCUUAUACCCUUUGUUGAUGAAAACCAAAUCAAUAAAUUCGCAUGUAAUCAUGUUAUCCCUGACAACAACCUUAACACAUUCAUUGUUACUGAAGGGUUUGAAUUCACAUACGACAAGCGAGAAGAUUCGAGAACUUUAAGCGAUUUAUAUGAUUUUUUCUCCCGGCUAGUGAAAAUUGUCCCCGACGGUGUAGUGGUAUUUCUUCCUAGCUAUAAGUUUCUUGAAUCUCUUAUGCGUUUCUGGAACAGCACCUGCAAAGUUGGGGCGUGCAUAGGAAAUAAGAAAAUAUUUUACGAGUCAGCGGAUAAAGCAGACGUCUUUGCAAAGUACGCUGAGGAAGUUCGAAAAUUGACUGGAGGCGCUAUACUUUUUGCGGUAGUUGGAGGGCGUCUCUCCGAGGGCAUCAAUUUUCAGAACGAAUUAGCGAGGGCAGUGGUGAUGGUAGGCCUACCUUACCCAAAUUUAUUUAGUGGAGAACUCAUUAUAAAAAGGAAGCACCUCGAGCAAAAGGUGCUUAAAGCAAAUGGCAGCAGUCAAGACGCAAAGAGAGCUACGCGAGAGUUUUACGAGAACAUCUGUAUGAAAGCUGUAAAUCAAAGCAUUGGGAGGGCCAUUAGGCACGCGCAAGACUACGCAAAUAUUUAUUUGGUUGAUAAAAGAUACAGCUCCAUUCAGGUUCAGACCAAGCUCUCGAAUUGGGUGGCUAAGCGGAUUCGGCACACCACCUCGCUCGAUGACUUGUUCGAGAAAAGCGCAAAAUGGUACGCGAACAAGGCCCAGGAUGACCGCUGA